Molecule: messenger RNA, 3235 nt
Organism: Dioscorea cayenensis subsp. rotundata (Guinea yam)
Lineage: Eukaryota; Viridiplantae; Streptophyta; Magnoliopsida; Dioscoreales; Dioscoreaceae
Product: putative pentatricopeptide repeat-containing protein At1g74580
Exons: 5
Coding region: 297-2579 (760 amino acids)
Molecular function (GO): protein binding
Source: RefSeq, a predicted model, not a curated record
CGCCAGUUCCUGCUCGUUUCCCUGCCUUCUUUUACCAUCUGUGCUUCUCCGGCCGUCGAGAGAUCGUCACCGGGGUUCCGCUGAUGUAGUUUUGCAGAUUGUUUCUACGGUUCGAAUUUGGUGGUGUUAUUCGUUGCGAAGUUGGCGUCUUUCCCUGAUUUUCCCAUCAAAGACUCGAUUUUUAUCAUUCAUUUGUGAAGGAACUGGAAAAGAGGAGAAGGAUCUUUGCUAACGAAAGGUAGUUUUCCUUGGAUGGAGUUUGGGUUGAGUAAAUUUUUUAGUUAUAUAGCAUUACAAUGAGUCGCACAUUGCUUCCUAAACAUGUAGCAAGUGUCAUAAAAUACCAGAAGGAUCCUCUUAGGGCUCUUGACAUGUUCAAUUCAACAGCCAAAGAAGAUGGAUAUAAACAUACACUCUUCACUUAUAAGUGUAUGGUGGAAAAGCUAGGGAUUCAUGGGGAAUUUGAGGCCAUGGAAAAUGUUCUAUCUGAUAUGAGAGUGAAUAUUGACAAUAGUUUACUUGAAGGAGUAUACAUUGAUGUAAUGAGAAGCUAUGGAAAGAAAGGGAGGAUCCAAAAAGCUGUGGAUACAUUUGAGAGAAUGGAUUUUUUUGGUUGUGAGCCUUCUACGAUGUCUUAUAAUACUAUCAUGAACAUUUUGGUUGAAUACAGAUACUUUGAUCAAGCCCACAAAGUGUACUUGAGAAUGCUGGACAAGGGCCAUGUUCCUGAUGUCUACACCUAUACUAUUAGAAUAAAAUCCUUUUGUAGAACAAGGAGAUCGCAUGCAGCACUGAGACUUCUUAGAAACAUGCCUGAGAGAGGGUGUGAUCUUAAUCCUGUUGCAUAUUGCACAGUGAUCUCUGGUUUAUAUGAGGAAGAUCAUCGAGCUGAGGCUUGUAGUUUGUUUGAUGAAAUGCUUGUAAAGGAAAUCUGUCCUGAUAUCGUUACCUUUAAUAAGGUUGUGCAUGUGCUUUGCCAGAAAGGAGAUGUCCUAGAGAGUAGCAGGCUUAUCGUGAAGGUUUUGAAGAGGGGCACAGUUAUGAACCUAUUCACAUACAAUAUAUUAAUCCAGGGGCUUUGCAAGGAAAGCAAGUUGACUGAGGCUGUUGCUUUAAUGGACCAUAUGGACAAUGGUUUGGCUCCUGAUGUGGUUACUUAUAAUACGCUUAUUUGUGGCUUGUGCAAGAAUUCAAAGGUUGUUGAAGCUGAAAAAUAUCUGCGUAAAAUGUCAAAUGAAGGCUGUUCUCCUGAUGAUUUCACCUACAAUACUAUCAUCGAUGGGUAUUGCAAAAGUGGUUUGGUGCAGAAUGCGUGUAAGCUUUUGAAGGAUGCAGUGUUCAAGGGUUUUGUGCCUAACCAUGUAACAUACUGUUCACUUAUUAACGGUUUAUGUGAGGAAGGUGACAUUGAAAGAGCCGUAGAGAUUUUUAAUGAGGCUAUAGGCAGAGGGGUAAAGCCUGAUCUUAUUCUCUAUAACUCACUGAUCAAGGGUCUAUGCCGACUAGGCCUGAUUUUGCAAGCGCUAGAUUUAAUGAAUGAGAUGCUCGAAGCUGGAUGCUGUCCAGAUAUUUGUACAUAUAACAUUAUCAUAAAUGGGUUGUGCAAGAUGGGGAAAGUUUCAGUUGCCAAUAAUGUCAUGAAUGCUGCAAUAGCAAAAGGCUACCUUCCUGAUGUUUUUACUUUCAACACACUAAUUGAUGGCUACUGCAAGCAACUGAAGCUGGAGACUGCAUUGCUAGUGGUUGACAGAAUGUGGACUCAUGGUGUUACUCCGAAUGCAAUCACUUACAACUCUGUGUUAAAUGGUCUGUGUAAGGCUGGCAAGACCAACGAUGUCCUGGAGACAUUUAGAGAAAUGCAUUCAAAGGGGUGUGUACCUAAUGUUAUUACCUAUAACAUAGUGAUUGAGAGUUUGUGCAAGGUUCACAAAGUUAAGGAGGCUUCUGAUUUGCUUGUGAAGAUGAUAAAUGAAGGCUUAAGUCCUGAUAUAGUUAGUUUCAGCACAUUGAUUUAUGGAUUUUGUAGGAAUAGUGACAUUGACGGUGCUUAUGAACUAUUUAGAAAGAUGGAAAAGGAUAAGUUCUUUGCUACAACUGAUACAUACAAUAUAAUGAUCCGUGCAUUUUCUGACAAUUUGAAUAUGCAAAUGGCAGAGGAAUUGUUUCUUGAGAUGUCCAGCAAGAACUGCUCUCCAAAUGUUUAUACUUACCAGGUCUUGAUCAAGGGAUUUUGUAAGACUGCAAAUACUGAUUGUGCAUAUGAAUUUCUUAUGGACAUGAUUAACAAGGGCUUAAUUCCUUCAAUGACAACAUUUGGACGUGUUAUAAAUCGCUUAUGUGUAGCCGAUAGGGUUGAUGAAGCAGUUGGUAUUAUUCAAGUAAUGGUGAACAACAACGUAGUGCCUGAGGUAGUGCAUACCAUUUUAAGCGCUGAUAAGAGGGCAAUAGCUGCACCCAAAAUCCUUGUAGAGGAGUUGAUGAAGAAGAGCCAUAUAACCUAUCGUGCCUAUGAACUUUUGUACGAUGGAAUCAGGGAUAAAAAAAUGUUGAGAAAACGGCGUCACAUGAGAUGUUCCUGAGCUCAUGAUGUACAAGAAUCUGAGACAUAAUUGAAAGCCUGAAGAGCAACCUUCUCUCCAUUUUUUGAGAUCUUCAUAUUCUUUUCCCUAGAGAAGUCAAUCCUAGGUACAAUUGUUGAUUUGUUCAGAUAAAAUCAAAUGUCAAAUUGGUGUAUAUCUUUGACAUCUCACCGAAGUGCAGAUCCAACACCAGUAUGCAACUACUUGGCUGUUUCUCAUUAUUGGUUUUGGGUUCAUGCUAUCAAGUGUGAGUAGUUCAAACCAAAACACCAAGUGGAAGUAGUACUAUUGCAAAUAAGUUGGAGAUGCAUGCACCAUUUUUUCGAUAAGACAUACAUGGGAUAUUCUCCUGAUCCAUCAACUUUCGACGUUUAGAUCACGUCGAUCCUCAAGAAAAGAAAUAAGCAAAGUUCUGGCAUUUAUACUCAAAGGAGUUCAGAUUCUGCAGGGAGUGACAUUCUUCUAAUCCAAUAGAAGUGAAUGAAGUCUCAGAAAUCUUGUUCUCUACUUUAAUUAUUAUUAUUAUUAUUAUUAAUUUUUCUUUUUCUUGUUCUUAUGAACUCUCCAUGCGGAGGACGGAGCGUAUCUGUAUCUCAUGCGUCUGUGAAUUGUUCAUUUUUUGGAAAUUCACCAAAAUGAAAAGUUAAAUUGCUUCA